Molecule: messenger RNA, 1323 nt
Organism: Dictyostelium discoideum AX4
Lineage: Eukaryota; Evosea; Eumycetozoa; Dictyosteliales; Dictyosteliaceae
Exons: 2
Coding region: 1-1323 (440 amino acids)
Source: RefSeq, a predicted model, not a curated record
AUGGAUAAAGACCAAAAUACAGAUAAUGAUAACAUUAGUGAAACAAUAGCUUCAAACAAUGAUUGUUCAAAUAAUGAAGAAAAUUUAAAAAAUACAACAAUAACAAAUAAAAAUAAAAAUAAAAUAAAUAAAAAUAAACCGUUUGUUUUAAAUUUAAAAGAAGAAAAAGAUUUUAUGAAGAAAUACAUCAUUUUAGAAAGAUAUUUUGGUGCUAAGUCAAAACAAACUCAAUUCAAUCAUUUAGGAGCAGGUACUGAUGAUAUUUCAAACCAACAACAAAAUGAAAAUGAAAAUAAUAAUAGUAAUAAUAAUAAUAAUAAUAAUAAUAAUAAUAAUAAUAAUAAUAAUAAUAAUAAUAAUAAUAAUAAUAAUAAUAGUAAUAAUAAAGAUGAAGAAAUUACAGCAGAAUCAUUAGAAUUAAAUAAAAAGAAUGGUAUUUUAGAUAGAGUUGGUGUUUAUAGAGAUAUUUAUUGUAUGGAUGCAGUACAAUGGUUAAAGGAAAAUGAAAUUUCACCACAAUCAAGUGUUAUUACUUCAUUACCUGAUAUAAGUGAAGUAUCAAGUAUGAAUUUAGAACAAUAUAAACAAUGGUUCACUGAUACUGUUUCUUUAAUUACUUCAAAGUUAGAUGAAAAAAAUGUUGCAAUUGUUUAUCAAACUGAUAUUAAAAAAAAAUGGAAAAUGGAUAGAGGUAUAAUUGAAGAAUAUGUUGAUAAAGGAUAUUUAGCACAAAAAGGAGCAGAGAUAUCAGGUUGUAAAGUCAUUUGGCAUAAGAUUAUGACAGCACAUAGUAACAUUUCAAAUAAUAAAGCAACAUUCACUCAUAUGAUUUGUUUUUCAAAGAAUCCAACCAAUAUCAAAUAUCAAGAGAAUACACCAGAUAUUGGUGGUAGAGGUUCAAUGGUUUGGUCAAAAGCUAUGGGUUUAAAUGCUUGUGUAAUUGCAAUACUUUAUUGUCGUUCUAUUGGUUCAACAACUAUCAUUGACCCAUUCUGUGGAAAAGGUAGUGUUUUAGCAGUUGCAAAUGUUUAUGGUUUGGAUUCGGUGGGUGUCGAUUUAUCAUCUGGUAAAACUAAAAACUCUUUUAAUCUUCAAUUAGAUGUUGAAACUGUAAAUAAAUUCGAUCCAAGAGUUUGGCAACAAUCAAAUAAUAAUAAAAGUAAUUUAUUAAUAAAAGAUAAUGACAAUAUUGAAGAUAAUGAUGAAUCUGAUAUUACCAACAACAGCAACACCACCACCACUACUACUACUGUCUUUAGAAAAGUAAAAAAACAAAAGAAUCCUUCAAAACAACCACAACAAAAUCAAAAAGAAAUAAAUUAA